This is a messenger RNA of Choloepus didactylus (southern two-toed sloth), 2998 nucleotides long. RefSeq names its product transcription factor 7 like 1 (gene TCF7L1). Lineage: Eukaryota; Metazoa; Chordata; Mammalia; Pilosa; Megalonychidae. The record is from RefSeq and is a predicted model, not a curated record. Gene Ontology annotation, biological process: canonical Wnt signaling pathway; regulation of transcription by RNA polymerase II. The transcript has 12 exons. Gene Ontology annotation, molecular function: DNA-binding transcription factor activity, RNA polymerase II-specific; RNA polymerase II cis-regulatory region sequence-specific DNA binding. Bases 284 to 2035 code for a protein of 583 amino acids. Gene Ontology annotation, cellular component: beta-catenin-TCF complex.
GCUCCCCGGCCCAGCCCGGCAGCCUCCCUCCCGGCCCGCGCGCCCCUCCCCGGCGGGCCGGGCGCUGGGACACCCGGGCCGAGCAGGCGGCGGCGGCGGCGAGCGGAGGAGCCGGGGGCUCGGCGCUGCCAGAGGGGCCGGAGCCGCGCCGCCCCCGCCCCGCUUCCCGCCCGGCCACGCCCUGUCAAACUUUCGGGCCGCUGCGGCCGCGGGGCCGGGCGCGGGUGCGGGCGGCAGGGGGGGCUCGGAGAGCGGCGGCCCCGGCCCGCGCGGCGGCCCCACCAUGCCCCAGCUCGGCGGCGGCGGAGGUGGCGGCGGCGGCGGCGGCUCGGAGGCCGGGGCGGCCGGAGGAGGGGACGACCUCGGGGCGAACGACGAGCUGAUCCCCUUCCAAGACGAGGGGGGCGAGGAGCAGGAGCCGAGCAGCGACAGCGCCUCGGCGCAGCGGGACCUGGACGAGGUCAAGUCGUCCCUGGUCAACGAGUCGGAGAACCAGAGCAGCAGCUCGGACUCGGAGGCCGAGCGGCGCCCGCAGCCCGCCCGGGACGCUUUCCAGCGGCCGCGGGACUACUUCACCGAAGUGAGAAGGCCCCAGGACGGCGCGUUCUUUAAGGGCCCCCCCUACCCCGGGUACCCCUUCCUGAUGAUCCCGGACCUGAGCAGCCCGUACCUCCCCAACGGACCCCUGUCGCCCGGAGGAGCGCGCACCUACCUGCAGAUGAAAUGGCCCCUCCUUGACGUCCCGUCCAGUGCCACAGUGAAGGACACGAGGUCGCCGUCCCCAGCUCACUUGUCUAACAAAGUGCCCGUGGUGCAGCACCCACAUCACAUGCAUCCGCUGACCCCCCUGAUCACCUACAGCAACGACCACUUCUCCCCAGGCUCCCCUCCUGCACACCUCUCCCCAGAGAUCGAUCCAAAGACAGGAAUCCCCCGGCCCCCUCACCCAUCUGAGCUGUCACCAUACUACCCUCUGUCUCCCGGAGCUGUCGGACAAAUCCCCCAUCCCCUCGGCUGGCUCGUCCCACAGCAAGGACAGCCCAUGUACUCCCUUCCGCCCGGGGGCUUCCGGCACCCUUACCCUGCCCUCGCCAUGAACGCCUCAGUGUCCAGCCUGGUUUCCAGCCGCUUCUCCCCUCACAUGGUGGCCCCCGCCCACCCUGGCCUGCCCACCUCAGGGAUCCCCCACCCUGCCAUCGUCUCCCCCAUCGUCAAGCAGGAGCCAGCAGCCCCCAGCCUCAGCCCAGCAGUGAGCGCGAAAUCACCGGUUGCGAUGAAAAAGGAGGAGGAGAAGAAGCCCCACGUGAAGAAGCCUCUCAACGCCUUCAUGUUAUACAUGAAGGAGAUGCGGGCCAAGGUGGUGGCAGAGUGCACCCUGAAGGAGAGCGCGGCCAUCAACCAGAUCCUGGGAAGGAAGUGGCACAACCUCUCUCGAGAGGAGCAGGCCAAGUACUACGAGCUGGCUCGGAAGGAGCGGCAGCUGCACUCCCAGCUCUACCCAACCUGGUCAGCCCGGGACAACUACGGUAAGAAAAAGAAGAGGAAGAGAGAAAAGCAGCUAUCACAGACCCAGUCUCAGCAACAAGUCCAAGAGGCAGACGGUGCUGUGGCAUCCAAGAGCAAGAAGCCAUGUGUUCAGUACCUGCCCCCCGAGAAGCCCUGUGACAGCCCUGCCUCCUCCCACGGCAGCACGCUCGACUCCCCCGCCACCCCUUCCGCUGCCUUGGCCUCGCCAGCUGCCCCCGCUGCCACCCACUCGGAGCAAGCGCAGCCCCUGUCCCUCACCACCAAGCCAGAGACCCGGGCCCAGCUGGCCCUCCACUCGGCUGCCUUCCUGUCGGCCAAGGCUGCCGCCACAUCCUCUGGCCAGAUGGGCAGCCAGCCUCCCCUCCUCUCCCGGCCCCUGCCCCUCGGCUCCAUGCCCACCGCUCUGCUGACAUCCCCACCAUCCUUCCCAGCCACGCUCCAUGCCCACCAGGCCCUCCCUGUGCUCCAGGCCCAGCCUCUGUCUCUGGUCACCAAGUCUGCCCACUAAGCCGCCCCCUGGCCUAUGCAGGCUGUGAGCGACUCAUCGAGUAGUAGAGAUUCAGAAGAGAAAAAGGAAACUUUAUUGGUCAAUAUUUGACCCCUCUGGACUGUUCUGUAAAGUGACUGGUAACAUCAGCACUUUACAUUUUGUAGAUGUAACCGGUAGCUGACCUUAACGCUUUUUUAAAAAACAAAACAAAACAAACAAAAAAAAAAGAGAGAGAACGGAAAAGUAGUAUGUUACGCUUCCUGUAUGUGCCAUGGUGGAUGGGCCUGGGCAGAAGACAGCUUUCUCUCUACCUCUUUUCUUUUCUGCCCUCCUCCCUCUUCUCUUCAUCUCCCACUUGCCCCAACUCCCCCCCCCACCACUGAGUCUGCAUGGGUGCCGGGGCCAUGAUCUCUUGACCUGGGACCUCCUCAGCUAGACCCCUUUCCUGGUCAUCUCCUACUAACCAACCGAAGGUCUUAUCAUUUGCUGAGGAUCAUGUGUUCUCUGUCUCCUUUGUCCUCUGCCCGGUGUAAGGCUGUCGCCAUGGGAGAAGACAUCACUGCCUGAUUUAUCUUCACCAGCAUCCCCUUUCCCCCAGUGUGACCUAACCUCCUGGCCUCCAAUUUUUGGUAGGGAAAGAGGUCCUCUGAAACGGUUCUCCCCAACAUUUAAAGGGACUCAAGGUGCCUGCCACUUCCUUGGAGGAGAAGCCCGUAUUCCACCCCGUUACCAGUUGAGAUCUUCUCCUGACAGUCCAGCGGGGCAGACGGCAGCACCUGGCUCGCGGCUCUGGCUCUCGUCGUCUGGGUCCCUGCUCCUACAAUCUGCCAAAGUUCUAAAGAUCCUCUUCCCCUUGUCCCAUCACCUCACGUGCUUCUUCUAUGUGUAUUUCUUUUUUGUUUUUAUGGUUUUUUGGAACAAUUUAAACUCCCAGUUGUUUAUUUUCACAAAAGAAAAUAAAAUUGCAGUUGCAAGACCUUU